Notodromas monacha is the source of this 2296-nucleotide messenger RNA. The record is from the annotation of a GenBank genome assembly. Lineage: Eukaryota; Metazoa; Arthropoda; Ostracoda; Podocopida; Cyprididae.
AACCCCUGUUCUGUAUGAAGCAGUGGAUCCCAGCUUUUUUUCCCAUUCCCCAGGAUAAUAAAAACAAUGAAAAUCUCUUCUUCAUUAACCUUUCUUGCCUCUUUGCUUUUUUCUCCGGAAAUGGAAUGAAUGUGUGUGUUAGAUGUCGAUGACUGACAAUAAUGAACACUGGACGUCGACUCCGUUUCCGACGCCGGAAACAGAUUUGGCAAAGUUGCGCAGUCGGUUUUCCGCAGCGGAUUACGCGGUUUUUGCGGGUCUGCUCGCAGUGUCGGCCUUCAUCGGCGUUUACUAUGGAUUCUUCAAGCGGAAGCAGAACAAUUCCACUGCCGACUUCCUCAUGGCCGGAAGGUCAAUGGGGGUUUUCCCCAUGGCCAUGUCCCUCAUGGCCAGUUUCAUGUCUGCAAUCACAUUGCUUGGGACACCUGCUGAGGUUUACCAGUAUGGCACAAUGUACUGGUUCAUUGGGGUGUCCUACUUCCUGGUCAUCCCUGGUGCAGCCUAUCUGUACCUUCCUGUGUUCUACCAGCUGGAACUCACAUCAGCAUAUGAGGCAUGUUUUUACCUGGAGCUGAGGUUCAACAGGGUCUUGAGGUGCACUGGAUCUGGGAUAUUUGUUAUACAAAUGGUCAUGUACAUGGCCAUUGUGGUGUAUGCUCCUGCUCUUGCACUCAGUCAGGUGACUGGGAUGAAUGUGUACCUGUCUGUGUGCCUGAUUUUUGGGGUAUGCGCAUUCUAUACUGUCUUGGGAGGAAUGAAAGCUGUCAUGUGGACAGACACAGUUCAGGUCAUCAUCAUGUAUGCAGCCAUGAUUGGUGUGGUGAUCAAGGGUGCUGCAGAUGCAGGAGGCAUUGGGGAGGUCAUCAGAAUCAAUCAGCACUCUGGAAGACUUGCCCUCAACUUCAGUGGUGACAUCAGGGAGAGGCACACUUUGUGGUCAACAGUUUUGGGAGGGUAUUUCACCUGGAUUGCCAUUUAUGGAGUGAACCAGGCUCAAGUGCAAAGAUAUCUAACUGUCCCAAAGCAGAGCAUGGCUAUCAAAUAUGAGCAAUGUGACCCUUUAACUGUGAAAACUGUCAGUAAAUCUGAUCAAUUAUUCCCUUUAUUUGUAAUGGACACUCUGGGAGAAAUCAGUGGAGUCCCAGGGAUAUUUGUGGCAGGGAUCUUCAGUGGUGCCUUGAGCACUGUGUCCUCUGGGGUAAAUUCAUUGGCUGCCAUAGCCCUGGAGGACUUUGUAAAGCAAUUUUUCUGGAAGAACAUGACCCAGUCCAAUGAACUCAUGAUGUCCAAGAUUUUGUCUCUUGUGUUUGCUUUGGUAUCUUUUGGCCUGGUGUUUGUGGCUGAACAACUGGGAGAUGUGCUCCAGGCUGCACUCAGUAUAUUUGGCAUGGUUGGGGGACCACUGCUGGGUUUGUUCACUCUUGGAAUGUUUUUUCCUUGGGCAAACUCCAAGGGUGCUGCUUGUGGAGCUUUGGCUGCUAUAUGCACCACAUUCUGGAUUGGCUUUGGUGCUCAAGUGGUGAAAGCCAAGGGGUACUUAGUCCUAGAGAAAAUGCCAAUUUCAGCCACAUGCUUGCUCAACCAGAAUUCCAGUGUGACUGAAUCAAUGAUCACAAGUACUAUGCAGCCUGAAAAGAGCCUAGAGUGGUUUCCUCUACUGGAAUUAUAUGGCAUUUCAUACAUGUGGUAUGCAGCCAUUGGCUGCUUCACAGUCAUCAUUGUGGGGAUGCUGGUGAGCCUGGUGACAACAUUGCAGGACACCAGUCAACUGGAUCCAAGGGUCAUCAGUCCAGUUAUGUUGAAGAUCAUGGGAAGGAUGCCUGAAGGAUUCAGGAGGGCCAUUGCUUGGAACAUUGGACAUUCUUUUAGUCCUCAAGAUGAAGGCAAAGGCAUGUUCCAGUUGGGAGACACUGAUGGAAGUUUGGGGAAAAUUGAAAAUAGGUCCGGAAUUUUCAAUUCAGCCUACAUAAGUUCGCCAGAAGAAGUCUUGGACAACGAAAGCAGUGCUGCGAAAUUGAAAUCAGAAAAGUUGAAAUUGUAGCAGACGAGGAUCAGACGAAAACUCCACAUAAUUUUUCCUUUUGUCUUGCAACGCCAACCUGCAAUUGCUGGUGAAUGAAACAUUGGAAUUCGUUUUCCAAGUGUCAAGCAGUGAAUUUCGAGAAGUGACACCUAGCUUGUGUUGUUGAAACCUCAAGGCCAGCUGCUUGGCCUUUUCAAUCUCAGGUGUCGCAAGAACUUGAACUCCCUUGACAUGAUUGAAAAAAUAAAUAUUUUAUAGUGUAUUGAUGAAAAA